Punica granatum (pomegranate) is the source of this 1257-nucleotide messenger RNA. NCBI's taxonomy places the organism in Eukaryota, Viridiplantae, Streptophyta, Magnoliopsida, Myrtales, Lythraceae. The record is from RefSeq and is a predicted model, not a curated record.
CCAGUCACUGUCCUCUCUGUCUCUCUCUGUCUCUCUUUCCUCUUCUCCUCUCCUCUGCUCAGAAGUCAGAGCUGUGCUUCCUCUCUGUGAGCGAAACCCAAAUUCUGCAUCCGAUUCCUCCAUCGCCGAGCUCCCAAACCCCCGAAUUUGAACUCGGCAAUGCGCGAUCUCUCUCCCGGCUGCCGUUUGGUGCAGUAGCUCCCGGAGCUCCGCCGGUUGAGCUCCUAACUCAUUGUGCCGGAAUCUUCGAGUAAAAUGCUGGAAGCGAUGGAGAGGUCGGUCAAUGGCGGGCUGUCGACCCUCCACAGCGGUGGCGAGAGCAGCGAGGAGGAGCUCUCCGUGCUGCCGCGUCACACCAAGGUGGUCGUUACCGGAAACAACCGCACCAAAUCGGUGCUCGUCGGCCUCCAGGGCGUGGUGAAGAAGGCCGUCGGCCUCGGAGGGUGGCAUUGGCUGGUCCUAACGAAUGGAAUAGAAGUGAAGCUGCAGCGGAAUGCGCUUAGCGUGAUCGAAGCUCCCACCGGGAACGAGGAAGAUGAUGGCCUUGAUUUGGAGAAUGGGAAAGGAAAUGGGUCAUCUGAUAUGGCUUGCUCGCCAGCAUCAGAAGACACUCAAAAGUUGAAUAGAUCGAGGCAUCAGAUCCACAAAUGGUCUACUUCAUCCCAAAGGACUAUGAGCCGGUCCCUCUCUUGUGAUUCGCAGUCCAAGGGAUCUAUUUGUACUGCUCAUGGAUCCAACAAAAUUGACCUCAGUAAAUUGGAGACUGCCGCUCUAAGGAGAUAUUUGCGGCACUUUAAUCUUGUUGAUGCCAUACCAAACCCAUCAAAAGAACAGCUAAUUAACACCGUGCACAGGCAUUUUAUGUCCCAGCAAAUGGAUGAGCUGCAGGUUAUAGUUGGAUUCGUUCAGGCUGCGAAGAGAAUGAAAACCUCCUGCAGGUUACCCCUAGAUAAAUGACUAUUCUCCUAGUCAUCGACGAUUGCUGACCCGAGAUACCCUUUUCUUAGCAACUUAAUUAUCUGUACGUAUCUAUGCUCCGCAUCGGGUAACUUAUCCUGGACACCGUUUCUUAAUUAGAGUUUUAUUUCGUCUAGGUGUUAUUCUCACCGUUUGGUAGCAUGACGAUGUAGAUAAAUGUGUGCAAACUGCUGACGAGAUACCGAAGAAGAAAUCCGUGCUUCGUGUUUCCUGCUGACUAUGGAAAAUGGGUAUUUGUGUGAAUGUAAAUAUAUAUUGCUCUCAUUGAAUCUUUUACUA